This is a messenger RNA of Dryobates pubescens (Downy woodpecker), 2380 nucleotides long. It is a transcript of the gene PNPT1, whose product is annotated as polyribonucleotide nucleotidyltransferase 1. The coding region runs from base 1 to 2376 and encodes 791 amino acids. Gene Ontology annotation, biological process: mitochondrial RNA 3'-end processing; mitochondrial mRNA catabolic process. Gene Ontology annotation, cellular component: mitochondrion; cytosol. Gene Ontology annotation, molecular function: RNA binding; polyribonucleotide nucleotidyltransferase activity; 3'-5'-RNA exonuclease activity. The transcript is spliced from 28 exons. The record is from RefSeq and is a predicted model, not a curated record. NCBI's taxonomy places the organism in Eukaryota, Metazoa, Chordata, Aves, Piciformes, Picidae.
AUGGCUGCCGCCAUGGGUUGUUGCCGUGUGGCGCUCGGCGGGUUGGCCGCCAGCGGCGGUGGGGCCGUGGCACGAUGGCGACGGCUGCGGCCGCCGGAUGUCUGCGUGCUGCGUAUGGCGCCCGCCCGCGGCGCCGCAGCAGAGCCCGGAUCCUGCCAGGCGGUAACAGUGGAGGUGGGCGGCAGAAAGAUGGAAGUGUCUUCUGGAAAACUUGCUCGAUUUGCAGAUGGUUCUGCUGUUGUUCAGCUAGGUGAUACAGCAGUAAUGGUCACAGCAGUCAGUAAAACUAAGCCUUCUGCAUCUCAGUUUAUGCCAUUAGUGGUUGACUAUCGUCAGAAAGCUGCUGCAGCAGGAAGAAUUCCUACAAACUAUCUAAGAAGAGAGCUUGGUUCCACUGAUAAGGAAAUUCUUACAAGUAGAGUAAUAGAUCGGUCAAUCAGACCACUCUUUCCAGCAGGCUACUUUUAUGACACACAGAUCCUUUGUAAUCUUUUAGCAGUAGAUGGUGUCAAUGAUCCUGAUAUUCUGGCAAUUAAUGGAGCCUCAGCAGCACUUGCAUUGUCUGAUAUCCCAUGGAAUGGGCCUAUUGGUGCAGUAAGGGUGGGGCUGGUUGAUGGAGAAACUGUUAUCAAUCCAACUCGAAAACAGAUGUCUUCUAGUGCUUUAAAUUUAGUUGUUGCUGGAGCUGCACAAAAUCAAGUUGUUAUGUUGGAAGCAACUGCCGAGAAUAUAUUACAACAAGACUUCUGUCAUGCCAUCAAAGUAGGAGUAAAGCAAACCCAGCAAAUCAUUCAGGGAAUUCAACAACUUGUGAAAGAACGGGGUGUUGUCAAAAGAACUGUUCAGAAGUUAUUCAUUGCUCCGGAAGAGAUUGUGGAGUGUGCAAAGAAAUUUGCUUUUGACAAGAUCUAUGCGGUGUUCACAGAUUCCAGCCAUGAUAAAAUUUCUAGAGAUGAAGCAAUUAACAAAAUAAGGCUUGAAACAGAAGAACAGCUGAAAGAAAAAUUUCCAGAGGCUGAGCCUUAUGAAAUCAUGGAAUCUUUCAAUGUGGUUUCAAAGGAUAUUUUUAGAAAUCUUGUUCUGAAUGAAUAUAGAAGGUGUGACGGGAGAGAUUUGACUUCCCUCAGAGAUAUUAAAUGUGAAGUGAAUAUGUUUAAAAUGCUUCACGGAUCAGCCUUAUUUCAGAGAGGUCAAACACAGGUUCUCUGUACAGUUACAUUUGACUCUCUAGAAUCAAGUGUAAAAUCAGACGUUAUCUCAACAGCAGUGAGUGGAAUAAAGGAUAAAAACUUCAUGCUGCAUUAUGAGUUUCCUCCUUAUGCAACUAAUGAGAUUGGCAAAGUUACUGGCAUGAACAGAAGAGAACUUGGCCACGGUGCUUUGGCAGAAAGAGCUUUGAAACCAAUUAUUCCCCAGGAUUUCCCAUUCACGAUAAGAGUUACCUCUGAAGUCUUAGAGUCAAAUGGGUCAUCUUCAAUGGCUUCUGCGUGUGGAGGAAGUUUGGCAUUAAUGGAUGCAGGAGUUCCAGUAUCGAAUGCAGUGGCAGGUGUAGCAAUAGGUCUCAUUACUAAAUGCAAUCUGGAAAAAGGAGAUAUUGAAGACUAUCGCUUGCUGACAGACAUCCUGGGAAUUGAAGAUUACUAUGGUGACAUGGAUUUCAAGAUGGCAGGUACUAAUAAAGGAGUAACUGCCUUGCAGGUUGAUCUAAAACUGCCAGGAAUACCAAUGAAAAUUGUAAUGGAAGCUAUUCAACAAGCUACAGCUGCAAAGAGGGAGAUUUUACAAAUUAUGAACCAAACGCUGGCAAAACCCAGACCUAACAGAAAAGAAAGUGGACCAGUUGUAGAAACUAUCCAUGUUCCACUAUCAAAAAGAUUAAGAUUUGUUGGUCCUGGGGCCUAUAAUUUGAAAAAACUUCAAGCACAGACUGGUGUAACUGUAAGUCAGCUGGAUGAAGAGACAUACUCUGUGUUUGCACCCGCACCUAGUGCUAUGCAUGAAGCAAGAGAAUUUAUCCGUGAAAUCUGCAAAGACGACCAGGAAGUUAAUUUGGAAUUUGGUGCUGUUUAUACAGCUACAAUAACUGAAAUAAGAGAUUCUGGAGUGAUGGUAAAAUUGUAUCCAAACAUGACACCAGUGUUACUUCAUAAUUCACAACUUGAUCAAAGAAAGAUAAAACAUCCUAGUGCUCUGGGAUUAGAAGUUGGACAAGAAAUUCAGGUUAAAUACUUUGGACGUGAUCCAACUGAUGGUAGAAUGAGGCUUUCACGUAAAAUUCUACAGUCACCCGCCACAACUGUGCUUAAAACCCUAACUGACAAAAACAGUAUUGUCCUAGGAGGUACUGUUCCACAGUCAUCUACUUCAUCUCAGUGACAGG